Molecule: messenger RNA, 1373 nt
Organism: Linderina pennispora
Lineage: Eukaryota; Fungi; Kickxellomycota; Kickxellomycetes; Kickxellales; Kickxellaceae
Exons: 1
Coding region: 80-1114 (344 amino acids)
Source: RefSeq, a predicted model, not a curated record
GUAAAAGAAAAAAAGGAAGACAAAUAAAACCCCUUGAUGUGUAACCAUUGUCGUGGUCCAACCGUGGACCGAUUACGACAUGACAGAAAACUUGGGCCUAAUCCAGCAGCAAAUCCAGCAGCAAGAAGAACAGCGCACAGCAAACCCCCAGGCAGCAGCGUUAAAGCCAUACCUGGCAAGCCUGUUCGUCAACAGCCAGCCAACAAAGCCAGAGCACAACCACUACUUCAGCCGGUGGUCUAGGACCACACACACAACCCAACACCUCCUACGCACAGACUCCCCAAUUCCAUUCCCAGAACCCACACACCAAGUCCCCACAUUGGCCUUCCCAAAAAUCCCCAAAACAACGCCAUGGUCAAUUGUGGCCAGAGUCAAUGCCCCACCACAAGCCCGCGCUACGCUACACCGGCUCCAUGUAGAUCGCCUGCCCCGCCGAUACCACCAAGACUCCCCAAAGCAGUGCCGCUGUGGAGCUACAGAAACCCCACAGCACCUGGCAGGUGCAUGCCCACUCACAGCCCACUAUCGGGAUCAGGUUCUCCCCAAAUAUGUAGCUGUGGGCCAAGCCCUAGUGCCAAAUGUCCUCGCUGAGGUAGCUGAGUCGAUGGAAAGAGCCCAUGGCACUGGGAUCCAAGACAUGGACAUCUAUGAGCUGCCAAUCACAAGACCACGCCCCCCAAAUCGGCUCCCUUUCCCAUUCCCACCCACACAGAUCUCCCCAGGACACUGGCUAGUGUCACCAGCACUCCGCUGGACAGCAUUUACACUGCCACAGAUCAGGGACAAUUCGCGCAUAGCCCAAGAAUUCCAACAGCUCUGGGAGCUCGGUACAAGUCUGCUCAUUUACUUCCUGGCUAUUGCACGCCAUGACGAAGCCUACACAGACACCGUGUGGUCUACAGCCCGGUUCACUAGCGCAUACAAUGGAGAGUUCACCAAAUAUGCGCUUGCAUUCCUCCCACCCGACUCCUUCCUUCGCAGCUAUCUCAACCAGCUUAAACUUGCGGUUCCGACUACAAGCCAAAGGCAAUCUGAUCUCGGUGAUCACGAUCAAGACCAUAUCGGAUCGCAAAUAUCAGAAAACUCGCCCCGAUCACGCAGACCACCGUAAUGGACAAUCGCAGCCCUGUAACCAGGAUUUUGGAACCUCUGAGUGCAUGGAUUUCUCUCUUUAAAUUACCUCUCUAUUAUCUUAGCAGCAUUUGGCGGCUUUUCCUUUAGGACCUCCAUCUAAGAUACAAAUAAACGCUCUUUCACCAUGAGCUAGCCGGGCAUCUCUUCUUCGCUCCUCUUUGCGCAGUAAUCUUUUUGCACUCUUUCGCCGCCGCAACGCACUGUUUGCCGCCCUGAGUACGCCCGGAUUACGCCCU